This is a messenger RNA of Lytechinus variegatus (green sea urchin), 2596 nucleotides long. RefSeq names its product intraflagellar transport protein 56-like (gene ttc26). Bases 199 to 1869 code for a protein of 556 amino acids. Gene Ontology annotation, biological process: intraciliary transport involved in cilium assembly; intraciliary anterograde transport. Gene Ontology annotation, molecular function: intraciliary transport particle B binding; protein binding. Lineage: Eukaryota; Metazoa; Echinodermata; Echinoidea; Temnopleuroida; Toxopneustidae. The transcript has 15 exons. The record is from RefSeq and is a predicted model, not a curated record. Gene Ontology annotation, cellular component: intraciliary transport particle B; ciliary base; ciliary basal body.
UUUUACAACAUUCCAGUGUCUGCAGCUGUUCAAGAAUGAUCCGGUAAUCCUUCGCCUACGCGGAGUUCGCCGAAUUUUCCAUAAAAUUCAGGGUUAAGUUCGAGAUGAGGAGAAAAACGUGAUAGAAGACCAGUCUUAUACUCAUCCGUCAUCACUUUAUAAUACCAGACAUCAAGAGAAGAUCCGCAUUUCUUCAAAAUGAUGCUCUCAAGGCAAAAGCCGGCCACGGGGCCAGGCUCUUCCACACCGGCACAGGAGAGUAAGAAGAAGAAACAGAUGCCAAAACUGAAAGAAUUCCUGGAUCUCAGAGACUACACGGGGGCCUGUACAUUACUAGAGUUCACCAGGCAUAGCGGUAAGGGUUCCGACGAGACGGACAUGUGGCUGGCCUUCUGUCUCUUUCACCUCGGUGAUUACAAGCAAGCUAUGGAGGAGUACGAGAAGUUGAGCAAGAAGGAAUCCUGUAACCCGGAAGUGUGGGUCAACCUCGCCUGCUGUUACUUCUUCCUUGGGAUGUACCCCCAGGCUGACGAAGCCUGCAAUAAAGGACCCAAGAGUGGACUACAGAACAGGCUUCUAUUUCAUCUAUCACAAAAGUUUAAUGAUGAGAAUCGGCUGAUGAACUACCAUCAAUCCUUACAAGACAUCAUUGAGGAUCAGCUUAGUCUUGCCUCCAUUCACUAUCUCAGAAGUCACUACCAAGAAGCCAUCGACAUCUACAAACGCAUUCUCCUUGAUAAUCGGGAAUACUUGGCCUUGAAUGUCUAUGUUGCGCUGUGUUACUACAAGCUGGAUUACUACGACGUUUCCCAGGAGGUCUUGGCCGUUUAUCUCCAGAACUACUCCGAUAGCGCCAUCGCCCUGAAUCUCAAAGCCUGCAAUCACUUCAGACUCUACAACGGCAAGGCUGCUGAGGCUGAGCUGAAGAACCUACAAGAUCUGGCCUCGCCUUCUUUCACAUUUGCUCAGGAUCUCAUCAAACACAACCUUGUCGUCUUCAGAGCUGGAGAGGGAGCCCUUCAAGUUCUUCCUCCCCUCAUUGAUGUCAUUCCAGAGGCGAGGCUCAACUUGGUCAUCUAUUAUCUCAAGCAAGAUGAUGUUAAUGAAGCAUAUAACCUGAUCAAGAAUCUUGACCCGACCACCCCUCAAGAAUACAUCCUCAAAGGCGUCGUCAAUGCAGCUCUGGGACAAGAGCAAGGAUCGCGAGAACACCUGAAGAUAGCUCAGCAGUACUUUCAGCUGGUGGGUGGAUCGGCUAGUGAAUGUGACACAAUUCCCGGUCGACAGUGCAUGGCAUCCUGUUUCUUCAUCCUCAAGCAAUUUGACGAUGUCCUCAUAUAUCUCAAUUCAAUAAAGAGCUACUUCUACAACGAUGACAACUUCAACUUUAACUAUGCCCAGGCCAAGGCCAUGGCUGGCAAUUACAAGGAAGCGGAAGAGAUCUUCAUGCUGAUUCAGAAUGACAAGCACAAACAGGACUAUGUCUACCUCAGCUGGCUGGCUAAGUGCUAUAUAAUGAAUCGCAAGGCUCGUCUGGCAUGGGAGCUCUAUUUGAAGAUGGAAACAUCAGGAGACUCAUUCAGUCUUUUACAGCUCAUAGCAAAUGACUGCUACAAGAUGGGUCAGUUCUACUAUGCUUUCAAAGCGUUUGAUGUCUUGGAGAGAUUAGAUCCUAACCCUGAGUACUGGGAGGGAAAAAGGGGGGCCUGUGUGGGAGUCUUUCAACAGAUCAUUGCUGGUCAUGAACCAAGGGAGACAUUACGAGACAUCCUCCAGAUCUUGAGGAACACGGGGAAUCCCCAGGUUGAAUACAUCAUCAGAGUGAUGAAGAAAUGGGCCAAGGAUAACAGAGUACCCAUCGGUAACUAAGAAACCCCAACACGAGGAAUCCCAUAGGAGAAUAAAUCAUCAGAGUGAUGAAGAAAUGGGCCAAGGAUAACAGAGUACCCAUCGGUAACUAAGAAACCCCACCCAACACAAGGAAUCCCCUAGGAGAAUACAUCAUCAGAGUGAUGAAGAAAUGGGCCAAGGAUAACAGAGUCCCCAUCGGUAACUAAGAAACCCCACCCAACACGAGGAAUCCCCAAGGAGAAUAUAUCAUCAGAGUAAUGAAGAAAUGGGCCAAGGAUAACACGAGUCGCCAUCGGUAACUAAGAAACCCCACCCAACACAAGGAAUCCCCUAGGAGAAUACCUCAUCAGAGUGAUGAAGAAAUGGACCAAGGAUAACAGAGUCGCCAUCGGUAACUAAGAAACCCCACACAACACAAGGAAUUCCCUAGGAGAAUACAUCGUCAGAGUAAUGAAGAAAUGGGCCAAGGAUAACAGAGUACCUAUAGGUAACUAAGAAACCCCACCCAAACACGAGGAAUUCCCUAGGAGAAUACAUCAUCAGAGUGAUGAAGAAAUGGGCCAAGGAUAACAGAGUACCCAUCGGUAACUAAGAAACCCCACCCAACACAAGGAAUCCCCUAGGAGAAUACAUCGUCAGAGUGAUGAAGAAAUGGGCCAAGGAUAACAGAGUACCCAUCGGUAACUAAGAAACCCCACCCAACACGAGGAAUCCCCUAGGAGAAUACAUCGUCAGAGUGAUGAAG